CGACUAGGAAACAAACAGUCUGUCACACACAAUCACACCGGUGAGGAGAAUGAAAUGAGAUCAGGUUUUUGACCCCUCCAUGGAAGAAGCCAGCGAUGAGAGGCUUUUACUCGAAGCUGGACUCCUCAUCUGUGGGCAUGGCUAUGCCCCUAAAUCUGGCUGUGGAGACGGAGAAAGCUCAGGCCCUUCUCCAGACCUUCAGCACUGCUUCUCUGUUAGCCAGCACAGGCCUAGGAGCCUUUUGUUUCCUCGCCGACCACUUUCUGACCCUGCCUUUCAUCCAACACCAACUGUGGCUCAGGGCUGUGCUGGAUAACACGGUCCACUGUGUCAUUGGACUCUGGUCCUGGGCAAUCGUGAUUGGGCUAAGGAAGAAAAGUGACUUCUAUGAAGUUGUCUUGGCUGGGUUCCUGUCCUCCAUCAUUGACCUGGAUCACUUCUACAUGGCUGGAUCAUUGUCUAUCAAAGCUGCAGUGAAUCUGCCCCACCGGCCUCCCCUGCACUGCUCCACCCUGAUCCCGGCACUGUGCUUCUCUCUGCGCAUCCUCAUGUGGGCGUGCCGGCUCAAAGACUCCUGGUGCUCUCUGCCCUGGAUGCUUUUCAUCUCGCUGGCCUCGCACCACAUCCGCGACGGAGUUCGUCACGGCCUCUGGGUCUGUCCGUUUGGAAACACAACGCCCAUCUCCUACUGGCUGUACGUCACCAUCACAGCCACUCUCCCUCACCUGUGCUCUGUGCUCAUGUAUCUGACUGGCACUAGAGACAUGAUCUCCACCAAACACGGAGUCGCCAUAGACGUCUGAUACACUCAAUUGUGGACAUUUGUUUUUUCUUCCCAGCAAAGUUUUUUGGAAACAUUUAAACUCUACUCUUCCUUGUCUAAAAUACCAUAUAACUAGCUUGUCAGGAAUAAGUCUGAAAUCAGGUUGUAUUGACUCUAACUGUGAAUAUGUAAUUUAUCAUAUGUACUACGGUGUAUAUUAAAGCUGGGCGAUAUAGCAAAAUAGCUAUUUGAACGAUUCUCACGAAACCCAUCAAGAAAAUGUCCAGGUCAUAUUUUUUUAUUAUAUGAUCAUAGUAGUUUAUUUUCGAAACAAUCCUCAUGACCCUAAUGUGUCUGGAUGUUUUAAAUGAGGAUUCUCAUUACUGCAACAUGGUCAUCUUAUACUGUUUUGCAGUAAAAAAAAGAUGCUGUUGUACAAUGAUUUUUAAAAUGAAAAUAAGCAAAAUGAAGCAGUACAACUGUGAUGAUGGAAUACUUAACAACUUAAAAUAUAACAAAAACUAAAAUAUAAAAUAAUGUUGUGGUUAUGAGGGUAUCGUAAUGACUUCUGCAUUUUUUCUCACAUAAUGCAAAUUGGUGGGUAAAAUGUGCACAACAAUCAUGAAAAUAUCACAUUGUACAAAAACCUUAAUGGCCCUAAAAAAAAUAAAAAGCUUCAUUUUCCAUAUGCAAAAUAAUUAUUAUUCGUUUCUUUUGAUUUUGUAGAAAAAUAGGAUCGGGACAUUAUCUUGAUGUGUUUCAUAAGAAUCAUAAAUAUAGCUCAGAAUAUAUAUAUAUUUUCAGCAUUUUUUCUUGAUAUUUGCUAUGAAAUUGUUAUUUUUUUUUUUCAGUUAGAUGUUAGAAAACUGUCAUUGUUGGCAAUUAAAAUAAAAAUAUUUAACGUCAAAAAUAGUGUAACAUUUAUGAGGCUUUCCACUGCAAGGUUCAACUCUGCUCACUUUUUGGGGGUUUUCCACUGUGGAUAGUACCUGCUACCUGAUACUUUUUUUUUUUUAGUACCACCUUGGUCGAGGUUACAAGCGAGCCGAUACUAAAUGUGACGGCAAAAUCCUGCAGAUCACUGAUUGGUCAGGGAGAAUCGUCACUACCACCGUCACUGGAUUUCCAACACGCAACAUCAACCCGCUAGUUUUAGUUAGCAACAGCGAUAGCAGUAUCAUUUGUUCAAGCGACUUUCGAAUUGUGAAAAAAGAAAUGGCUGUGCGCUACACGAGGUGCAGACGUUCCUCUCGUUAGUGACAGAUGAAAUGAAAAAGUCUCUCAGGAAGUGUCUCAGCUGUUGGCCGCACACGGUUACCACCGGUGUAGGGAAAAGUAAAAAAAACAUAAAAAUGGAAGUGGUUCGAUCAAAUGGAUGCUAAAUCGGCGAGCAAUGGGAGGGAGAGUGCCCUGGACUGGCGUUGAUCCACGAUGGAGGAUGGUAUGUUUUGUUACAUUAACUCUAUACUCUGCUUGAAAUCUACACUUUAUAUAGUUGACCAGCUACUGGAAGCUUGCUUCUAAAACAACCAGGCCAAUUUAACUGUUACACUUGUGUAAAAUCACCAUGCAACAACUGCUUUAUGCAGCACAAUGAGCUAGUAGCUAACAGCUAGCAGUCGUGUUAUGUUUUGGUCAGUUUGUGUCAUGUUUAAAAUGAUGUCACGGCAGUAGAGGUGGUGCAACUAUGAUGAUCAGCCUAUAAUCCCAACCACUUUGAGGUGGCACUAAACUGCAGUGGAAAUGCAAACUCAGAAAAGUAAAGCGAGUAGAGUUGAGGCGAGUCGAACCAUAACAUGCAGUGGAAAAGUGCCAUAAUAACCAGGCAAUUUUCCAAAAUGUUUUUCGCAAAAUGCACAUAAGGAAGAAUUAGAUUUCAUCUUUUUCAUUUAAAUGCACCAAUAUAACCAUACAAACUAAUAAACAGCUGCAUACAACAAUGCAGUAAUAUGCAUGAUAUGCUGAUGAUCAUCCACGUGCCGCCAAGCCAUGACUCUACAAGACCCCUGAAGGUGUCCUGUGGUAUCUGGCACCAAGACAUUAGCAGCAGAUCCUUCAAGUCCUGUAAAUUGUGAGGUGGAGCCACCUUGGAUUAGACUUGUUGGUCCAGCACAUCCCACAGAUGCUCAAUCGGAUUGAGAUUUGGAGGCCAGGGCAACACCGUGAACUCUUCAUCAUGCUCCUCAAAUCAUUCCAAGACAAUGUGUGGCAGGGUACAUUAUCCUACUGAAAGAGGUCACUGCCAUGAAGGGGUGUACCUGGCCUGCAACAAUGUUUAGGUAGGUGGCACGUGUCAAAUUGACGUCCACAUGAAUGGACAGACCCAGGGUUUCCCAGAAGAACAUUGCCCAGAAUAUCACACUCCCUCUACCAGCUAUUUGUCUUCACAAAGUGCAUCCUGGUGCUAUCACUUCCCCAGGUAAACGGUGCACAUGUACAUGGCCGUUCACAUCAUGUAAAAGAAUGCAGGAUUUAUCAGACCAGGCGACCUUCCACUGCUCCAAGUUCCAGUUCCGACCCUUGUGUGCCCAUUGUUGCCUCGAUGCUUUUGACGGUGGACAGGGGUCAUCAUAUGCACUGUGUGUUGUGACACAUUCCUCCCAUAACCAUCAUUAAAAUUUUAUGUGACUUGUGUCUGUAGUUUCGGACCAGACUGGAUAGCCUUUCGUUGCCCUUGCGCAUCGAUGAGCUUUGGGCGCCCAACACUCUGUCGCUUACUUUGUCUCUCCUCAAACCACUGCUGACCAGGCGCACCCCACAAGCCUUGCCGUUUCAGAGAUGGUCUGACCCAGUCAUCUGGCCAUUUUCAAAAAGUGCUUUGAAAUCAUUGCGAAAUUCACAUUGCUUAAUUUUACAUGGCCACCAAAAUCUUAGAGAAUGUUCUGUAUCGCCCAGCCCUAGUGUAGAUGGUCAGGAAUCACCCUUCAUAUUCAUCAAUGUGUUGUCAUAUUUAGCUUGGUAGUAUACGCUUGUCUACUCAAAUCAUGGCAUUUUAUUGCAUAGAAACCAUGUUAGAUUUAUACUAUGAUGUGUCAUGAUGUCCACGAAUAGAAAUGCAGAAUGGAUGGAUAUUGAUGGCUUUUGUGCUUGUGAGAGGUGAUGCUGUAUUGUAUAUCUGCAGUAUAAAAUCAAUGUGCACUUGAAGGAUGUUGUUCUCACAUUGGUGUCGUGGUGUUUUUAUAGGCAGCAGAAGAAAACUAGUUGUUCUCCAUAGAAAAGUCCUUUUGGAUUCAUAUUACAUUUUACAACACAAAGCUACUUUUUAAUGUCACACUACUAAAGGUUUCUGCUGCUUUUUUAGCUGCAAGCUUUGGAAUAAUUGAAUGUAUGAAUUAACCAUUUAUCUUUUAUUUAUGAACCACUUAGUAGAACUUUAAAAUGGACAAAUUACACUUCUCUUAAAUGUCUUUGUAUACACACUGCAGUAUAACAGCUCAUCAUACUUUUUGCUCUUGACAGCAUAUAAAGCAACCAAGGGUUAUUUGUAUUUGUUUAUUUUCCUUUACCUUUAUUCUGUUGUGUUGUGUGCCGUCACAAUUAGUCUAAUACUUUAAGGGAAACUGAUUAUACUGGGACAGUAAGUACAAGCCAUGCGGCUUGAAAGCAGCCCAUAAACUCUUUUAAAAGACUGCAGUGUGGCUACAGUUCAUGGAACAAAUGUUUUUUUUAAGGUUGAAUCAAAUCUGACAUUGUUAAAUAUUAGUUUUUACAGUACAUGCAUAGUAAUGUGUGGGUGUUAUAUAUAUAUAUGUAUUUUCAACAGUUGUUGUUGGGUCUGUAGUAUUAGACAAGCUUAAUUUAUUAAACAUGAUCAUGAAGCACAUUAUAUAGCACCAUCAAAUGGGCAAUAUUGGCUCCAAAAACAGUGGAGACUUGUCUGAAUGGCUGUAGAUGCACAAAAUGUGCUUAUGUUGAUUAGUAUGCAUUUAUUCACCUUAAAGGUUUUUUUGGUUCCAUAAAGAAAGAGUCUACUUGGUCUGAAAGGUUAAUGCUUCAAUUAGUUGUCAUUACCUUUUCAGACCUGCAGGGGGAGCAGUAGACCACAGCUGAUGUUUUCUUUUUAUACAGUAAAUUUUCAUAUAUAUAUAUUGUUAACUGUGUAAUUGGUGUUCAUAUUUAUUUAUUAUGCUUUUUUCUCAUUCUAAUUUAAAAUUGUCAAUAUGUUAACGAUGCAUUGUCAUGAGUUUUUUUUAUUUCUGAAAAUUGUCUCCAAUUACAUUAAAGUGCAU
Molecule: messenger RNA, 4992 nt
Organism: Xyrauchen texanus (razorback sucker)
Lineage: Eukaryota; Metazoa; Chordata; Actinopteri; Cypriniformes; Catostomidae
Product: transmembrane protein 267
Exons: 3
Coding region: 96-803 (235 amino acids)
Source: RefSeq, a predicted model, not a curated record